AUGCAACCUCCAGAGCAGCCUUCAAGUUCCGCACCGGCGUCUAGUGCUGCUGUGAGGCGGCUGCGGAAAGACUUGGAAGCCUUGCAAGCCUCCGGCAACCCUCAGCUUCUGGUGCGUCCCUCGGAGGAGAGUCUAUUGGAAUGGCACUUUGUUCUUCAUUCCCUUCCAAAUGAUACUCCAUACAGCCAGGGCUGCUACCAUGGCAAGAUUCUUUUUCCAAGCACCUACCCACACGCUCCACCUGCGAUCAUCAUGAUCACUCCAAGUGGGAGACUCGAGACGGGGAAGCGGCUAUGUCUAAGCAUGACGGACUUCCAUCCAGAGAGUUGGAACCCGGCUUGGUCGGUAGAGACUAUCCUCGUGGGUCUUCUGUCUUUCUUUAUCUCCAGCGAGAAGGGCUACGGGGCGGUACAGGCGCCAGAAGAACAACGCCGCAAGCUUGCCGCUGAGUCCUGGCAAGUGAACGCUGUCUCCUCCACCUUUACAGCCCUUUUCCCAGAGUUUCAAGAGAAACCCGCAGUCUCGGUGUCGGCACCCGAGGGGCCCCAGGUCGGGGAGGCCGAACAGAACUCUCAGGCCGAGGCGAGUUCUCGAGAUCUGGAAGCUGCAGUACCAGACUCUGAUGAGCCUACGGAAUGCUGGAUUUGUCGUGACACCACGGAUGAGCCUUUGAUUCAGCCAUGCCUUUGCCGUGGUUCUAUGAGUGGUGUUCAUGCCAGCUGCGUCGAAGAGUGGAUUCGACACCAUCGUCGGACUGCCACCAACGAUGCACCUCCAAUGUGCUCUGUCUGUCACCAGCCAUAUCAUGGCUCCGAAAGGAUACCAGGCGUGCGAGACUUCGUCAGACACAAGUGCCGCGAUUUCGGAACGCAGUGCUGCAGAACGCUGUUGCUGGUGCUUCUGCUCAUGACGUACCAGGUGAGUGCUUUGAACAGCAGCAGCUUGCAUUUGUCACUGCCCCUGCGCAUCCUGGGCAUCUCUGCAUUCGCCGUCCUGGCUAUCUACCGAUUGAUGGUGCUGUUGGUUUCGCUGCCUCCGUAUCGCUUGCCGCCGGAGAAUCGCUUCCUGCUGCGAUUUUUCAUCUCCGAGCCGAAGCUGCUCGCCUUGCACAUCGCUGAGGCUGCUGCCACCAUCACAGUGAUGGCUUUCUGGUGCAUCUCCGGAUUCAUGUCUUGGAUAUACUUUGCUCCUUUCGCUGGUGCUACGCUGAUACUCAUGGCCAAGUUGUUCUGCAGGCAGCCUUCUGCCGACUGCGUGGGCCGUUUCGGGCGAAUUCUGCUUUGUAUUUUGGUGUCACCCGUCGUACUUGUUGGGGCCGUCGUUAUGCUGAUCAGGAAGUAUCCGCACAUGGUGUUCCAUCCUCUCGGUCCGGGGCCGCACCUGCUCGUGGCCAUCGCAGUGGUUCCCAUGGCCUUGACUCUUCAGUCCAACCUACCUCUGCUGAUUUUGUGGGGGACCCACAGUCUUGGGCUGACGCUGGGCCUGGUAGAGCUCUUCGCCAUUAAGCGUUUUCGCUGGAAGCGUGGUGUGGCUUGGGGCUUUGUGGUGCAGGCCACUCUGCUUGCUUGCUAUCUGAGCAACAUCUGCGUCUUUCCGGCAGGGCUCGGAGACGCUCUGCAAUCCACCUGGAUCGUUGCAGGCAGUUCGGUGACAUGGAUGCUGCUGUUGCUGGGUCUCUGCCUCAAGAUAAACUGGGAGCUCUGUCUGCAGUACUACCGAACGUGGCAGCGUCGCCAUGGCAGCUUCACGCUAAACAUGCCCGCUGAAGGAGCCACCCAGUGA
Messenger RNA from Symbiodinium sp. CCMP2592, 1782 nucleotides. Lineage: Eukaryota; Dinophyceae; Suessiales; Symbiodiniaceae. The record is from the annotation of a GenBank genome assembly.